This is a messenger RNA of Paramuricea clavata, 795 nucleotides long. NCBI's taxonomy places the organism in Eukaryota, Metazoa, Cnidaria, Anthozoa, Malacalcyonacea, Plexauridae. The record is from the annotation of a GenBank genome assembly.
AUGGCUGUCCAACGCAUCAAUCGAAUCAUCAAGGAAAAAGGAGAAAAUAUCAUUCAUAGUGUCUGCUCCCUGGCAGAUGUUCCUAAGUACAGUAUACUUUAUAAUUGUAAGUUUGUGCAUGGGAUGGUUGACUGAAAUUAUGAUUUAUGAACAUAUACACUAAACACUCAGCAUAUGACAUAGUAGAAUUUAGUGAGCUAGCUAAGUGUAUUUGUUUCUGUUUAGAUUUAAACCUGCAGAAAUUUCAUUCCUUAAUCAUUAUGCUCAAGUGAUGAAACCAGUGGCUCAAGCACUUAACAUUUUACAGGGAGAAACAAACCACUCGAAUGCAUACAUGGGUUAUCUAGCACCAACGAUAACUAUACUGAGAGAUAAGCUUUCAAAGAAGUUGGAUAUUCCAGUUAUGAAACCAUUGGUCCAAGAAUUAUUAAAUGGAAUUGAUAAGCGAUUUGAUUCAAUAGUAAAUGACAAAAAGAUCAUUGCUGCUGCAAUUCUUCACCCCAAAUUUAAAGAAAGCUGGUCUACUGAUUGUGAUGUUAUUGAAAGAGGUAACAAAUACAAUACAACUUCAAUAUGAAGUGAAUUAGUAAGGAUUCCCAUUAUAGACAGCAUGGAUUUAUUUAAACUUGUGGGAUUUGUUUAUAAAUUUUAGGCAUUUCCUUCAUAAAUGAGAAAUUAGAGGGUUUGGUAGAACCAGUAGUUGAUGAACCUGGACAGUCCUCUUCAGAGGAUCAAGAUGAGACAGAUUUCUUCCAAGCUAAGAACAGGAGAUCAAGUGAUUGUACUUUAAAGUAA